This is a messenger RNA of Pygocentrus nattereri (red-bellied piranha), 2016 nucleotides long. It is a transcript of the gene fbp1a, whose product is annotated as fructose-1,6-bisphosphatase 1a. Gene Ontology annotation, molecular function: fructose 1,6-bisphosphate 1-phosphatase activity. Gene Ontology annotation, biological process: fructose metabolic process; fructose 6-phosphate metabolic process; fructose 1,6-bisphosphate metabolic process. The transcript has 7 exons. The record is from RefSeq and is a predicted model, not a curated record. Bases 122 to 1135 code for a protein of 337 amino acids. Gene Ontology annotation, cellular component: cytosol; cytoplasm. Lineage: Eukaryota; Metazoa; Chordata; Actinopteri; Characiformes; Serrasalmidae.
CCACUCCCCCUUCAGCCUCUCGGUAUUUCCGUGUUGUGAGUCCGCUCAGCUGAAUGAGUGGAGUUAGCUUGUUGUUCACUGAAGUUUCUCCAGCAGCACGUCGCGCCCUGCUUUAGUUAAAAUGUCAGACAAAGGCCAUUUCGACACCAACGUAGUGACUCUGACCAGAUUCCUGCUGGAGGAGGGGAGGAAGGCUAAAGGCACCGGGGAGCUCACCACUCUGCUCAACGCUCUCUGCACGGCCAUCAAAGCCAUUUCCAGCGCUGUCAGGAAGGCAGGCAUUGCCAACCUCUAUGGCAUUGCUGGCAGUACAAAUGUGACUGGGGACCAAGUGAAGAAGCUAGAUGUCCUCUCCAAUGACCUGGUCAUCAACAUGAUCAAAUCCUCCUUCACAUCCUGCGUGCUGGUCACAGAAGAGAACGACACUGCUAUUAUAGUGGAGCCAGACAGGAGGGGUAAAUAUGUGGUCUGCUUUGACCCUCUUGAUGGAUCCUCCAACAUUGAUUGCCUGGCUUCCAUUGGGACCAUCUUUGCCAUCUAUAGAAAGUGCACAAAUGAUGAACCGAGUGAGAAAGACGCCCUGCAGCCUGGCAGAAACAUUGUUGCUGCUGGGUAUGCGCUGUACGGCAGCGCCACUAUGGUGGUGCUCUCCACCGGCCAGGGAGUCAAUUGCUUCAUGCUGGAUCCGGCCAUUGGGGAGUUCAUUCUGGUGGAAAGAGAUCUGAAAAUAAAGAAGAGAGGAAAGAUCUACAGUCUGAAUGAGGGAUAUGCCACGUACUUUGAUCCUGCUGUUACAGAGUACCUUCAGAAGAAGAAAUUCCCAGAGGGUGGCAGUGAACCUUAUGGGGCACGAUAUGUGGGCUCCAUGGUAGCAGAUGUGCAUCGGACCCUCGUGUAUGGAGGCAUUUUCCUUUACCCAGCCAACGUGAAGAGUCCCAAAGGAAAGCUUCGUCUGUUGUAUGAGUGCAACCCCAUGGCCUUCAUUAUGGAGCAGGCUGGGGGGAUGGCCACCACCGGGACCAUGAACGUGCUGGACAUCCAGCCCGAGAGCCUCCAUCAGCGAGUCCCAGUGGUGCUGGGUUCCCCAGACGACGUUCAAGAGUACAUCUCCAUCUACCAGAAACAUCACAAGUGACCAGACAUGUAACACUAAAGACCUACCAAGGGCAAUUCCUAAAAGAGAGACCAAAAAUCAAAUGCCAAAAACUUGAAACACUCCAAAGUGAAGAACCAAAAUAUCAUGUUGAUGCUCCUAUCUACCUUAGAACUUAAAGGGGCUGUUGCUCUAUCAUUGGCUUAGCAGCAGUUUAAUCUCACAGGUUUGGCUAAAUAAGUAACUUAAGUGGUUUAACACAAAGCAGCUGUGUAUUAAAUUUAACCUGACUGCUAUGUCUAAACAAGCAUGAGUCUCAUCUGCCACUUCUGCUGAUAUGGAUAUACUGUCAAAUUUACGUUAUGAGCAACCCAAUUAAAUAAGUAAAAAAAUAUGGUUCUUUCUUUAAUCCUCAGUAAAACCAUGUCUUUAAGAUAAGAAUAAGACAAGAAGCAGGUUUAAGAUAAACCUCAGGUAAAUCUGACACACAGCACCACCAGAUGUGUGAUUUUUAAAUGACACAGCAAUUGGGUUCAAUUUAAAAUACAUUUCUGUGCACAUUUUAAUGCACAAGAAUCUACAACUUCUAAACUCCAAAAUCACAGCUAGUUACACGCCAAUCCACAGCUAAGCUAAUGACAGUCCAAUUGUUCCAAUAAUGCACAACACAAAUGAACAUUCCUGAAGUAAAGCGUUUAAUUUUGCACUUCAUGGAACACCAUGUUCACAUUUUUUACAACCUACUGAAGAAUCCAUGAGUUACUGACUUUGUAGCAAUUAAAGAAUGUGCUGCUGGUCAAAGAUAGAAAAACAAGCUGAAGCAGUUUGAAUCCUGACAGUUUAACAUCUAUGCAUUACGACCCAUGUGCCUUUUCUGAACCAACGCAGAAGAUGUGAAUAAAUGCAUAUGUGCCAAAGAAGUA